This is a messenger RNA of Vespa velutina, 1880 nucleotides long. RefSeq names its product histone acetyltransferase Tip60-like. The record is from RefSeq and is a predicted model, not a curated record. Bases 184 to 1464 code for a protein of 426 amino acids. The transcript has 5 exons. Gene Ontology annotation, molecular function: histone acetyltransferase activity. Gene Ontology annotation, biological process: regulation of DNA-templated transcription. NCBI's taxonomy places the organism in Eukaryota, Metazoa, Arthropoda, Insecta, Hymenoptera, Vespidae.
GUUUAAAUGGCGUGGCAUGCGUUAGUAUCGUAGAAGAUUAAAACAAAAGUUAAUGUGUGCGUGUGUGUGUGUUAAAUUCGGUGAAUUUUUCAAUUAAAAUGAUCGAGGAACACGACGAACGUGAAACGAUAUGCGAUUCCGUGAAUUCGCUUGUGGAAGGCUGUCGUUUGCCAGUCAAAAUGCAUGGAACGGACGAUUGGCGUGACCCUAGCUGAAAUCAUCAGUGUUAAGGAAGUACAUGGUGUCAAGUGUUAUUAUGUGCAUUACGUUGAUUUUAAUAAACGAUUAGAUGAAUGGGUAACUGAAGAUUGUUUGGAUACUAGAAAAGUUCAAUAUCCUCGACGAGAUGGCACAGCUCCUGGAACAGGAGCAGCUACUCCGAAAAAACAAGUACAAAGUAGACCCCCUAGUCCUAGUAGUGUCAGCAGUGAACCAUUGAAUGGUACUGCCGUUCUACAAGCAGCAUUACAGAAGAAAAUGUCUAGAAAGAGAAAGUCAACAUUUUUAGAGAACGAAGAUUCUCAAGAUGGACCACCUCAAACUACAGGUCCAAGACCUACUGGUUCAUUGGUUUCUCAUCAACACGAUGAUGUUGUCACACGGAUGAAAAAUGUAGAACUUAUAGAAUUAGGUCGUCAUAGGAUAAAGCCAUGGUAUUUCAGUCCAUAUCCACAAGAGAUGGUGAAUCUUCCAUGUAUAUAUAUAUGUGAAUUCUGCUUGAAAUAUAGAAAAAGUAGAAAGUGCUUGGAGAGGCAUCUGGCAAAGUGUAAUUUAUGUCAUCCUCCAGGAAAUGAGAUAUAUCGAAAAGGAUCUAUUUCAUUUUUCGAAAUUGAUGGUAGGAAGAACAAAAAUUACGCACAAAAUUUAUGUUUAUUAGCAAAAUUAUUUCUCGAUCAUAAGACAUUGUAUUACGACACUGACCCUUUUCUAUUCUACGUUAUGACUGACUUUGAUAGCAGAGGUUUUCAUAUUGUUGGAUAUUUUUCCAAAGAGAAAGAAUCAACAGAGGAUCAUAAUGUUGCUUGUAUUCUUACUCUACCACCUUACCAAAGAAAAGGUUAUGGAAAAUUAUUAAUAGAAUUUUCCUAUGAACUCUCGAAAUUCGAGGGUAAAACUGGAUCUCCAGAAAAGCCAUUGUCAGAUUUAGGCCUAUUAUCUUAUCGAAGUUAUUGGGCUCAUACGAUAUUGGAUAUAUUAUUGAACAUUAAACCCGUAGUCGAAAAUGAAAAGCCACAAAUAACUAUAAGUGAAAUUUGUGAAUUGACAUCUAUUAAAAAGGAAGAUGUGAUAUCGACAUUACAAAAUUUGAAUCUAAUUAAUUACUACAAAGGACAAUAUAUUGUAACAUUAAAUAGAGAAAUAAUCGAACAACAUUCAGCAUCGAUGGAAAAACGCCAAGUCAAGAUAGAUCCAAAGUGUCUUCAUUGGACACCAAAAGAUUGGAGUGUUAGGGCUAAAUGGUGAAAUGAUUUUAAAAAUGAUCAUAACCCAACGUUAAUUUGUAUUAGAAUUAUUUUCAGGUAUUCUGGAAGUGACAGUGUAUAAUUUUAAACUCUACAAAAUUGUACAUAAUAAUACGAUCUUAUGGUCUGAUAUUUUAAAGACUGUUAAUAGUCCGUGACAUGAACCAUAGUGGUUUAAUUAUUCAAUGAAUCAAGUAGAUUGUACUAUUUGUGAGAUUAAUAACAUUAAUGAAUGUAAUUAAUGAGUUAUAUGUAAAACAAUGUUCGUUUUACCUAGUAAAUAGCAAUCUUUUAAUAUGGCAAAACUUUUUUAACAAAAUUCUAUCUAUACAACUUUGUGGUUGUUUGUACAGAGAUUUCGAUGAUACAUUGAUUUUGUAGAAUUGCAAAUAAAUAUGAUUUUGUAACAUUUGCAUA